This is a messenger RNA of Eleginops maclovinus (Patagonian blennie), 1147 nucleotides long. RefSeq names its product butyrophilin-like protein 1. NCBI's taxonomy places the organism in Eukaryota, Metazoa, Chordata, Actinopteri, Perciformes, Eleginopidae. The transcript is spliced from 6 exons. The record is from RefSeq and is a predicted model, not a curated record. The coding region runs from base 1 to 585 and encodes 194 amino acids.
AUGGUGCUGACUUCUGCUGUCAGCAGAGUGAUUGCCACAGAAGGGACAGAUGCUAUUUUACCCUGCUCCCCCAGCACCAGAGAAAACCUUGAAAAAGAAUGGUUUGACUGGAAGAAGGUCGGUCAGGGAGGAGAGACUCUGCACAAUGUCUUCAGUUAUGAUGAAACUGGUGCUCGUUAUGAGCAUUAUAUAGAUCCUAUCUUAAAGGACAGAUCAGAGGAAAACGUCCAAGGUGCAGCUUCAAAACCAUAUGUCACAAUUCUUGAGGAAACAAAGGACUGGUCGCUGCUUCAGUGUGAAGUUCAUGGAGCUUCUCCUAAACCUCUCCUCCAGUGGAAGGACAGUUCUGGAAACAUCCUCCCUGCUGACGAGCCUCAGGUCUCAGAAAGAGGAGGCAGCUACGACGUGAUCCUCAACGCUACUGUCAAAACUACAGGCCGCUAUCACUGUGUAGCGACACAGGAGGAGACCAAGCAUCAGACUAACCCUACACACAUCUUUGUGUCUCUCGGUGGGGCCUCCACUGCACGGGUCGGGGUUGUGCUGCUGUUCUCGCUGCUGCUGUCGUCCUCGCUGUACUUGUAGUCAAGCUUUGAAUCAAAAGAAAUGAGAAUAGACCCCGAAAUGGCGCUCGUUCACAGCAGGACCAGAAAGCCUGUGAAGAACAUCUUCCCCGUGAGGUCUCAAUGAAGCUCUUUCUAAUGCUUCUUAUUUUGCUGAUUUUCUGGAUAUUCUGUUAAUAUUUGCAGAACUUUUGGAAGAAAGCCUGAAUUUCACUGGAGUGACUGCGAGUGUUGAGGUUAUAAACAACAGUUCUUAAAGGAUGUGGAGACGGGCAGAAUCUCUCUGAUCUGAAGCCUGCUGUCCCGCUGUAACACUCUGAAGCUAAAGGGAAAUAUAAUGGCACUUCUUUUAUAUUUGUAUUGACAUUGUUUGUUAGGAGCUUGUUGUGUGUGAUUUAAUAAAGCUGUAAUCCAAAGUCUGUCAGCUGAAGGAUGAGCUCUGUUCCUGUGAUGAGGAACUGCUCCUCUGAAAGCUCCUUGAUGUUCUCUGAUGCUCUGCAGGGUUUCUGUGCUUCAUUUAAACUCACCCAUUUAUAUCCAGAUGUUUCAAUAAAGCAUGGAGUCCAGCUGUGUGUUCACACUGA